This is a messenger RNA of Sabethes cyaneus, 6420 nucleotides long. RefSeq lists its product as uncharacterized. Bases 1 to 6420 code for a protein of 2139 amino acids. Gene Ontology annotation, molecular function: cadherin binding; calcium ion binding. Gene Ontology annotation, cellular component: catenin complex; plasma membrane. The record is from RefSeq and is a predicted model, not a curated record. The transcript is spliced from 7 exons. Lineage: Eukaryota; Metazoa; Arthropoda; Insecta; Diptera; Culicidae. Gene Ontology annotation, biological process: homophilic cell-cell adhesion.
AUGACGGGACAAUGCACGUCGGAAACAUUCGAUUUCUCUCAGCCAAUAUUUAGAAGUCAACAGAUAUCCUUAUUAGAUUUUGACAAAGCGGUAGUUACACAUGUCGUUUCUGGAGUUGAGCGGGUCGAAGUCAGUGAAUCAGCAGGUUACAACCUCUAUCUAAGUGCCAAAAUCGACGGCCAAUCUCAGCUAGUCAUUAGCACUACACCAGAGUUCGAGCGCUACGCCGUAACGGAAAAAUAUCUCACGUUGCACUGCACGCUGGCCUUCACCUGCUCGGAUGAGACUAAAAUAACAAUCCGAGUCCAAGUACCCAUUAAAGAAGAUGAAAAUCUAUAUGAGCCCACUUUUUCCAAGAGUAUAUACGAGUUCCAGAUUCCAUUACCUCUUCCGAAGGAUUUUGACUUCUCUUGCGCAUCGGCAGCGGACGGUGGACAAAUUGUUGCCACCGAUUUCGAUUUAACAGACAACAGCGUGACGUUCGCGAUUGAGGAUAACCCCUACUUUUAUGUCGAAACACAUCCGGGUGAAUCUGAGAAGCAUUUCGUUGCAAAGCUGAAAACUAAAGCUACUCUGACAAAGCUAGACAGUGUUAUUUCGAUAAUAAUUACUGGAACGGACGAAGGGAAAGAACCUAAAACGGGAACAGCUGAAGUACGAAUAUCAGGAGAUCCGCUCAUACCGUACAUCGAACCUCCUCAGUUUCAGCAGUCGCUCUACAAGUAUACCUAUGCGUUGGAUUCGGAGGCCUUUCCAAUCAUUCAAAUAAGCCUGCAGGCUAACACCUUUGAUAGUACAGUAAGAUAUGAGCUCAGUGGAGAGGAUUCCCAGCUAUUCGAGCUGGCUGUUGAGGCCAACAACGGCGGAGCCAGGAUUUCACUGCGAUCGGAGGCUGUGAUUCCCGACGAAAAGACUUUCCUGAGUACGAUCGUAACGGCCAGUCGAUCCGGAGCCGAGCUGGACGGUCGGACGGCCAUCGUUGUACAACUGGAGCGUGCGGUUAAAACGGUGCCAUCCUUCGAGCAGUCCAUGUACGGUGGAAGCGUCAGCGCCGAGAAAGUGAUCACGAUGGAACGGAACAUUCAACUGAAGGUCGAAACAAACGGGGAGGAUGUAGUGCCUGUGCUGGUUGGAGAAGAUGCGAAAUAUUUCCGAGUUAGCAAGGUUGAACACUCGAUCAGUUUGGCUGGUUCGGAGGAACUAACCGAUGAAGUGUUGAAGGACAAGUUCUACUUUCACUUCGCUGUGGAGGCACGGAAGGCCGAUGUGGACUCCGGAGUUGCGUUUGUGGUUUUGGACGUUCUGAAGGCGGAUGAAGUUGUUCCAAAGUUCGAACAAUUGUACUAUGAGGGUACUAUUACGGAAACGGGAGAGUUGGAUAUGGUAGAAGUACGAAUUGCCGAGGAGACCUAUGAGGAGAGCCUGCAGUUUACGUAUUCGGGUGAUACAGACUUAUUCUUAUUUUCAAGAGAUCAAAAUAAGAUAACCAUUGCUCCAAAUGAAGUUACUGAAGAUAAACUAGCAGGGAAGGUGUAUCUUUUGGUGAAAAUAACUGCUUCUUUGGAGGAGGAAGCCGUUGCGGAAACGAUUGUGGUUAUAAGAGUUGUGAGGCCAUCGAUAGUCAUUCCAGCUUUCGAACAUAACUUCCUCCAAGGUCAACUCAUUGCAGCAACACAGGAACUAACGGCACUGAAAGUAGUAUUAGUUCCAGAAACUUUUACGCCAGAGACCCUCCUCAAUCUUCAAGACUCAAAAAAUCUAUUCGAGUUGAAACCCACUGACGUUUCUAAUGAGUUUAUGGUUGUUUUGAAAGAAGACGUCACGAUUCCAGGGGACUCACAUUUGACACUAACUCUAGAGGCAACCAAUCCGAAGUCAUUAGCUGUUAACUGCUUCAUACUGAUCGAAGUACUUCAUACGCAGCCGGUUACUCCGGCAUUCGAACAACCGCUUUAUCUGGGUCAAAUAGAUAGUAACAACCAGCUGGAAGAACUUAUACUGAAACUAAAAACGGGAACAUACGACAGUUCGGUCGUGUUUUCAUUAUCCGAUCACGAUGCUGAACUCUUUGUAUCGCGGAAACUGGACACCAACGAACUGCUGAUCACACUAAAAGAAACUGUCAGCGAAGAGGAUCUUGCCGAUCGUAGCAGCCUGCGUUUGAACGCUCACGCAAGAAUGGGCGAUUCGUUAGAGACUUCCGUUCCGGUGGUGAUAUUUAUUCAAGGAGCAGAAGUGAAGUUUCCCAUGUUCGAGAAACCGCUCUACAAGUCCCGCAUUGGUACGGACCUUCAGCUGGUGCCGUUUGAGCCCAUCAAAUUCACGGAGGAUUUCAUUGCCGAAGAACUGGAGCUGAAGAUACUGCUGAGUAAUACGGAUUUAUUCCUGGCGGUGUUGAACGAAGAGCUGCAGAGCGUGGCGAUCAGUUUGAGCCGAGAAUUGACCCCGAAUGAUUUAGAUGGACUGGAAAGGUUUGAGUUUGUUGUGCAGGUUUUGAACCCUGCCGUUGGAUCCGGGUUUACCACAAUUCUGGUUGAUAUCGUGCGUGAAGUGGUGGUACUUCCGGAGUUUACUGCAGCUUCUUACAGUGGAACAAUCGUGGAAGCUACGAUGGAAAUGAGUUUUUCGGAGACAAUAACCCUGAAGGAUGGAACCGUGACGGAUGAGGUGUCUUAUCAAGUGCUUGGCGAAGAUGGUGGCCUGAUUAAUUUGGCGAUAAAUGAAGAUGGAAGUUUAAAGUUGACACUCAGGGAAGGAAUUACAGCGGAGGACCUCAAAGAAAAAUGGCAACUUAAUUUUGUAGUUCAUGCCAGUAACCCUGGCAGUCCGGUAGCGUCGACCGGUGUGGUCGUGCGAAUAAUUCGCCCAAUGCAAGCAACCUUCACAAUGCCAUCUUUCUCUGGUAUUCUACAGGAAGGUCAAUUGAUAGUAAAUUUUGGAACUAACCAAGUUAAGUUAAAGGAAGGAACGAUGCAGGAAGAUACUCAGUUUUUACCAACCGGGGAUGAUUAUGAACUGUUCGAGGUAUCCCUUCAGCCGGAAAGUGUGAUUCAAGUAGCCCUAAAAUCCACGGUUAACUGGAUCCAAAUUCGUAAUCGAGCUCACCUUGGCUUCCACUUGGAAGCUUCAAACCCUGGAAGUGACAGAUCUUACGCAACAAUUUUUGUAACAGUUGAAAACAACCCGGUCGUUACGCCCGUAUUCACCAAGGUCCUCUAUCGGGGAUCACUGCAGAAGACGACCAAAGAAAUUACCUUUUCCGCAUCAGAAAUCAUCACCCUAGAAAGUGACAGCAUAACUGACACCCUAUCGUUUCGAGUUAUUAAAGACGAUCAAGCAAUGUUCGAUGUUACUCGAGAUGCUAACAAAUUCAAGGUUGUUCUGAAGGAGACUGUCACCGAGCAGGACUACGAAGGACGGGAUUUGUUGAGCUUCCAAAUUGAAGCCAACAACCAGUACGGACCAACAGACAGCACCACGGUCAUAAUCGAAAUACAGCUGGAUGAAAUUAUUUCUCCCCAGUUUGUGAACUUCAUGUACGAAGGAUCGAUUGCUGAGGGAUCGACGGAGAUAAAUUUGAGCAAAGAAAUAACCUUCCGUGAUGGUACGUUUGGUCCAGCAACUACGGUAGGUCUCCUCGAUGGGGAUUCCAAUUGGUUCAAUGUACAAAGAUCGGAUUCGUUGGUGACGAUUUCGGUGAAAAGUGCCAGCACAAUCGAAUGGGAACAGAUAAAGGCUCGAAAUUACCUCGGCUUUGCAGUUCAAGCUACAAAUCCAGGAAGUCCGGUUGUUGAUGCAUUCGUAACCCUAGACAUACUUCGCCCGGCAAUUGUAAGCCCCAAGUUUAAAAGUUCAUCAUUUCAAGGUUAUUUGGAGGAAGGUCAACGGCUGGUAACAUUCCCCGAUGGCAAGGCAAUUGAGCUGGAGGAAAGUAGUUUGCUUUCGGGAUACACUUCUGAACUACUUGACAACGAUCAUAACCUUUUCGAACAUGAAGUAGAGAGCAAUCGAGUAGUAGUUUCACUGAAAAACGAUGUCACCGAAGAACAGUUAGAGAACAAAAUUUAUUUACAAUUUACUGUGGCUAUCAGUAAUCCCGGCAGUGAAAAAUCCCUGGCAACCGUUGUUGUAGACUUGAAGCGCGAAGCAAUUCCUGUCAAAAUCCCGAUGUUUGAGAAAACAGUUUACCACGCUACGAUCGGAUCCGAUUACAGACUAAGCGUAGAAAAUUCCAUUUAUGUUUCGGAAGGAACGUACACCGAUGAUGUUCUGUUUAUGAUAGUGGAAUCAAAUAGUGACUUGAUUAGAGUUGUUCAGAAUCAAAGAGAAGCCAUGAUUCAGCUAGCGAGAACGAUAACUGCAGAGGAUUUGGAGGGCUUGGAAAGCAUACACCUGACCAUCAAGGCUGUCAACGAGCUAGCUUGGAGCAACUGUUUCCUUUACGUGUCACUUCCAGUCGAUGAAAAUGAACCCUGCACUCCAUUGCCACCAAUAAUCGAUUGUACGGAUUGCUAUGACUGCUCAACUGGAGAACCUCUUGACGAUGUGCCCUACUUCCCGUACGGCAACUAUCGUUUCCACGUUAAAUCCGAUAGCUCUGGUAUGGUCGGAGUAAUAAGAGCUUCUGUCAAGGACCCGUCAAUAACUCUGGAACACGUAGCUGAUAUAAGUGACACGUAUCUAAAGCUGAGAAUCACUGUUUCAACGGACGGAGUCCUCCGUAUUGUGCAACCAUUAGUUCCCAAUCAGUACAACUUUUUAGUCACCGCCGUAAGCUCGACCUCUCAGAAGCAAAGUACCGUCAAUGUCAUCCUGGACGUUACUCAAGACCAAGAAUGUCCCAAUGACCCAGAAUCCCCCAAGAGCAUUUCCGUCAACAAACUACUGCUGAUCGAAUCCUUGGAAGAAGAAACCGCCCAUUCCAACAUAUUCCCCUCGCAACUAGCCGAUUGCGAAUACGAACUGCUCGACGAGAAGCCAUUCCUGGCGUUCAACUACUUCUUCAUCGAUCCCGAAACCCACUGGCUGACGGCUAAACCAUUCGAUCGGGAAAACACGACGCUCUUCCAAAACAUGCCAGUACCACAGUUCCAACUACGGCUGCGUCUGGUCUGUGCCGUUCCAGCAACUCCCUCCUCGUUUGGAGACAUCACGAAACGAUCGCUGAUCGAAACCGAUGAACUGAACUUUGCACGGGAUGUUACCGUAAUCAACGUUGUCGUGGUGGACGUCAACGAUAAUGAUCCAAGCUUCGUUAGACCGUCACCCACUGCCCAGGACUUCCACUUGGGAUUCCCGGCACCGUCGAUAGCCGCUGGACUAUUGGUUCCCCACUUGUUCACCGUCGAGGCGACUGAUCUGGAUGAAGGACUCAAUGCUCAAAUCCGGUAUAGUUUGCUUACAGAAGACAACUUUGGAAUUGAUCCGGAAAACGGGUUAAUUUUUCCACUGAAAAAUGCCAUGCACUCAAACGAGUUGGUUUCGUUGGAAGUUACGGCAACUGAUCGCAAUGGAGCGUCCGAUGGAAGAAGCUCACGGGUAAUGCUGCAUGUUCAUCGUUUGGAAGAGGAUAAUUUGCUGCUGUUGACGGCAGCAGGGUUCGAAGACGUCGAGAGUUUGAUUAAUGGCAUUAAUCAAAAUGCAAAUGACGUUCAACUGAGAUCACUAAUGGAAGCAAAAGUUCCAGCAUUCGAACAGCUAGAUGAGAGUCGAACACCUACUCAAAGACAGCAAGAAAACAUCGUCAUGCGUUUGAUUGUAUACGCAUUUAAUAGCGAGAAUGUUUUGCAAGAUGCGGAUUCUAUAAAACGAGUGAUCCAAUCAUCAAUGCUUGCGGACAGUAUUACCGUUGAGACAUACCAGGAAGCAGGAUGCUCUGGCUCAGGAAGUUCUGGAGGUUCUGGUGUGUGCAGUCCGCAACACAGUUGUGAAGAUGCCAACGUUGGUUUAAUUGCUGCCACCUCAGUGCUUGGUGCUCUCUUCCUUAUCAGCACCGGGUUUGCAAUGUUCCUGUACUUCCGAUAUGUACGACCCACGCGAAGCACUCCCGGCAACCCAUCCGAUAUUGUUCAGCUGGAAAAUGAUUUCGACAUAUCGCCACCUCCCUCUCCUCCCACGCUGGGAGCGAAGAAAACGGCCGACGGUUCAUUGUCAGAUGAAGAGCGGAAAAUUUCAAUUCAGAUUACAGGAAUUACAAAUCAAGAAUCCGAGGACUCGAAAGUACCCGAUCGACUGGUUCGCUCCCUCGAAAGCCAACUCGAGCGAGUAAACGAGAACGAUACUGUCUCUUCGAGAGCAACACUCGAUGAGCCGAAGAACGUCAAGUUCAACGAACUGGUCGAAAGAAUCGAGGUUGUCGAGCACCGCCGUCAGUCCGGUUUGGAUGGUGACGACGAUUCGAUCUACAACGAACGUUUGUAG